Molecule: messenger RNA, 1110 nt
Organism: Sphenostylis stenocarpa
Lineage: Eukaryota; Viridiplantae; Streptophyta; Magnoliopsida; Fabales; Fabaceae
Source: the annotation of a GenBank genome assembly
AUGGGUGCUGCGGGCUCUAAGCUCGAGAAGGCUCUCGGCGACCAAUUCCCCGAAGGAGAACGUUACUUCGGCCUCGAGAAUUUCGGCAAUACUUGUUACUGCAACAGCGUUUUGCAGGCACUAUACUUCUGUGUUCCAUUUCGAGAACAAUUGCUAGAGUAUUAUGCAAACAACAGAAGCUUGGCCGAUGGCGAGGAAAAUCUUUUAACUUGCUUAGCCGACUUAUUUUCGCAGAUAAGUUCCCAGAAGAAGAAAACGGGUGUUAUAGCUCCCAAACGAUUUGUUCAGAGGUUGAAAAAACAGAAUGAACUCUUCCGUAGCUAUAUGCACCAGGAUGCUCACGAAUUCUUGAACUUUUUGCUAAAUGAACUUGUUGACAUUCUGGAGAAAGAGACUCAGUCUGCCAAAAAUGAUCAUGAAACAUCACCACCUUCCGAAAAGACUGCAAAUGGACCUAAGAAUGGUCUAGCUAAUGGUGCUAAAAAAGAGCCUUUAGUUACUUGGGUGCACAAAAAUUUUCAGGGAAUACUCACCAACGAAACAAGGUGCCUGCGAUGUGAAACUGUAACAGCUAGGGAUGAAACAUUUUUUGAUUUGAGCCUUGACAUUGAACAAAAUAGUUCAAUUACAAGCUGUUUGAAAAACUUCAGUUCAACGGAGACAUUGAAUGCUGAAGACAAAUUUUUUUGUGACAAGUGCUGCAGUUUGCAAGAAGCUCAGAAGAGAAUGAAGAUAAAGAAGCCACCUCACGUCUUGGUCAUCCACCUUAAGCGGUUUAAAUACAUUGAACAGCUGGGACGCUACAAGAAGCUGUCUUACCGGGUAGUCUUCCCACUCGAGCUGAAAUUAAGCGAUACUGCUGAAGAUGCAGAUAUUGAGUAUUCUCUAUUUGCAGUAGUUGUUCAUGUUGGGAGUGGGCCCAACCACGGGCAUUAUGUCAGCCUUGUGAAAAGCCACAACCACUGGUUAUUUUUUGAUGACGAAAAUGUUGAGAUGAUUGAUGAAUCUGCUGUUCAGACAUUCUUUGGUUCAUCGCAAGAGUAUUCCAGCAAUACAGACCAUGGUUACAUUUUGUUCUACGAGAGCAUUGGCUCUGGUAACAGGAACUAG